Molecule: messenger RNA, 2170 nt
Organism: Arvicola amphibius (Eurasian water vole)
Lineage: Eukaryota; Metazoa; Chordata; Mammalia; Rodentia; Cricetidae
Gene: Csnk1g2
Product: casein kinase 1 gamma 2
Exons: 10
Coding region: 238-1581 (447 amino acids)
Biological process (GO): positive regulation of canonical Wnt signaling pathway; endocytosis; peptidyl-serine phosphorylation
Cellular component (GO): nucleus; cytoplasm; plasma membrane
Molecular function (GO): protein serine/threonine kinase activity; ATP binding
Source: RefSeq, a predicted model, not a curated record
GCACCACGAGAUUUAAGGCGGUGGGACCUGUUGGCAGAAUGUCUUCUCUCUCUGCAAGUGACCCUGAGGCCACCGAGAUGAGCACUGCAGCCGGGCCUGCGAGCACACCCGGGUGUCAAUAGCCGGGAGCCAAGGAGCCGCCAGGCGCAAUGGUGUACUAGGCCGGGCGCGAGCUCAGGUUUCGCACUCGGAUCUCACGGCAGAGUCACCGUGGAGAGGCCAGGGUACCACAAACUUAUGGAUUUUGACAAGAAAGGAGGGAAGGGGGAGUUGGAGGAGGGCCGGAGAAUGUCCAAGACCGGCACAAGCCGGAGCAACCAUGGCGUCCGCAGCUCGGGGACCAGCUCAGGGGUCUUGAUGGUGGGCCCCAAUUUCCGAGUCGGCAAGAAGAUAGGCUGUGGGAACUUCGGAGAGCUUCGCCUGGGAAAGAACCUGUAUACAAACGAGUACGUGGCCAUCAAGCUGGAGCCCAUCAAGUCCCGGGCCCCGCAGCUGCAUCUGGAGUACCGCUUCUACAAGCAGCUUAGCACAGCAGGUGAGGCAGGCAUGGGGGCAUGGGCACUCCGUGAGACGGGACAGGGCGUGGCCGGGCAGGGGCUCCAGGUGUCCAGCACGCGUGUUUCCUCCGCAGAGGGCGUCCCUCAGGUCUACUAUUUUGGCCCGUGCGGGAAGUACAAUGCCAUGGUGCUGGAGCUGCUGGGGCCCAGCCUGGAGGACCUGUUCGACCUGUGCGACCGCACCUUCACACUGAAGACGGUGCUGAUGAUUGCCAUCCAGCUGAUCACACGCAUGGAGUACGUGCAUACCAAGAGCCUCAUCUACCGCGAUGUGAAGCCAGAGAACUUCCUGGUCGGGCGGCCGGGCAGCAAAAGGCAGCACGCCAUCCACAUCAUCGACUUCGGGCUGGCCAAGGAGUACAUCGACCCUGAGACCAAGAAGCACAUCCCGUACCGCGAGCACAAGAGCCUGACGGGCACGGCGCGCUACAUGAGCAUCAACACGCACCUGGGCAAGGAGCAGAGCCGCCGGGAUGACCUGGAGGCGCUAGGACACAUGUUCAUGUACUUCCUGCGUGGGAGCCUGCCCUGGCAGGGACUCAAGGCCGACACGCUGAAGGAGCGCUACCAGAAGAUUGGUGACACCAAGCGCGCCACGCCCAUUGAGGCGCUGUGUGAGAGCUUCCCGGAGGAAAUGGCCACCUAUCUGCGCUAUGUACGGCGCCUGGACUUCUUCGAGAAGCCAGACUACGACUACCUGCGGAAGCUCUUCACUGACCUCUUCGACCGCAGUGGCUACGUGUUCGACUACGAGUAUGACUGGGCCGGGAAGCCCCUGCCGACACCUAUCGGCACUGUCCACACUGACAUGCCCUCCCAGCCACCGCAUCGCGACAAAGCCCAGCCCCACAGCAAGAACCAGGCUCUGAACUCCACUAACGGAGAGCUGAACGCGGAUGACCCAACCGCGGGCCACUCCAACGCCCCCAUCGCGGCCCCGGCAGAAGUAGAGGUGGCAGAUGAAACCAAGUGUUGCUGCUUCUUCAAGAGGAGAAAGAGAAAAUCCCUGCAGAGACACAAGUGAGGGUGGGUGCAGCCGCUGCCGAGAUCCCCAGGCGGUGUCCAGGAGGCUGGCAGUGUCCUUGGUGGCAUGGGGCUCUUUGGCCCGACUGCAGGCACCAUCUUCGGGGUUUUGGGGUCACUUCCUUCACAUAGGACUUUGGCGGAAAUCUCUACGCCCAUGUCUCGCCCCCUCCGAGAGCAUUAACUAUUUAAAACCAGGAGAGAAGCGCCGUGCGGUCCCCGCUGCGCCCCCAUUAGCUCAUAAAGUCCAGCUUGUCCCCUCGAUCCAAAGGCCGUUUUCUCGAGUGGGGCAGGCCCGGGGCAUGGGUGUUACAUGGGGAGGCCAUGAGGCCUUGGCCACCAGGGGAGGCGCGUGCGCUACUGCAAUGCUGCACCAAAGCUGGGGUGGAGCGCGGGACGGUCACCACGCAGGGACUGGACUGGGCCCCAUGGAGCCAGGGCGGCGGUGACCUGUGUCUCUGCGUGCUGGGCCCACUGGGACAGAAUCGCCUUAACGCCCGACCUGGGGCAGCAGAGAGGCGGUCCCCACGGGAGAGCCAGGCGUGGGUUGCAGGAGCCGAGUUCUUGCUUUACAACAUGUACAGAAAUGA